Molecule: messenger RNA, 3522 nt
Organism: Schistocerca nitens (vagrant locust)
Lineage: Eukaryota; Metazoa; Arthropoda; Insecta; Orthoptera; Acrididae
Product: lysosomal alpha-mannosidase-like
Exons: 17
Coding region: 49-3045 (998 amino acids)
Biological process (GO): mannose metabolic process
Cellular component (GO): lysosome
Molecular function (GO): carbohydrate binding; alpha-mannosidase activity
Source: RefSeq, a predicted model, not a curated record
UGGAAAAAGACCAGCUGUUGAGCAAUCAUCAGUGUAAAUUUUAUAAACAUGUAUUUAAUAUUAAUAUUAUUAGUAUUACCAUUUUUCACAACAUCUCUUCCUGUCAAAAAUGCCAAAGAAGAGUCUACAUGUGGUUACAGUGCAUGCCAUGCAACUAAACCAGGCUACAUUAACGUUCAUAUCAUACCUCAUUCUCAUGAUGAUGUGGGAUGGCUAAAGACAGUUGAUCAAUACUACUAUGGAAGCAAACAGGCAACACAAAGAGCAGGAGUACAGUACAUAAUAGAUACUAUGUUGAAUGAACUUAGAAAUGAUCCUGACAGAAGGUUCAUUUAUGUUGAAACAGCUUUCCUGUGGAAAUGGUGGUUAGAUCAUAAUGAAGCUAAGCGACAGUUAAUGAUAGACUUCAUUAACUCAGGACAGCUGGAAAUUAUUGGCGGUGCCUGGAGUAUGAAUGAUGAGGCAGCUACACAUUAUCAGUCAACCAUUGAUCAAUUUACAUGGGGUCUCAGGAAACUAAAUGACACAUUUGGGGUAUGUGGUCGUCCCCAUGUAGGAUGGCAGAUUGAUCCAUUUGGACACUCCAGAGAGAUGGCAUCCAUUUUUGCUCAGCUUGGGUAUGAUGGUGUCUUCUUUGCUAGAUCAGACUAUCAAGACCGCCAGAGGAGAUACAAGACAAAGAACACAGAGAUGAUAUGGCAAGGCAGUGCUAAUCUUGGUACAUCAUCCAGAUUAUUUGCAGCAACUUUUAAUAACUCCUACUAUCCACCAAGUGGAUUUUGUUUUGACAUCAACUGUGAUGACUUGCCCAUUAUUGAUGAUCUGAAAAGUCCUGAUUACAAUGUUAAAACUAGGAUCUCAGAUUUUGUUGCAUAUAUAGAAGAACAGGCAUCACAUAAGAAGACUGACCACAUUCUUGUCACAAUGGGAGGAGAUUUCCAUUACCAAGAAGCUGCAGCUUGGUUUGUCAACUUGGACAAAUUAAUAAAGUAUGUGAAUGAUUUGCAAGCAGAUGGAGGUAGACUAAAUGCAUUGUACUCAACACCAUCAUGUUACUUGAAAGCUGUUAAUGAGGCAAAUAUAACAUGGGAACUAAAAGAAGAUGAUUUCUUUCCUUAUGCCAGUGAUUCUCAUGAGUACUGGACAGGAUAUUUCACUUCUAGAGCCACUAGCAAAUAUUUUGAAAGACGAGGAAAUAACUUCCUUCAGGUCUGCAAACAACUAUACACCUUGGCAGAUGUUGAAGACACCUUCAGUGAAGAUUUAGAUAAUUUACGAGAAACCAUGGGAGUCCUUCAGCAUCAUGAUGCCAUCACGGGGACAGCAAAACAGAAUGUGGCCGAUGACUAUAAUCGCAUGCUUUAUGAUGGAUUUCAGGGUUGUGGAAAUAUUGUUGACAGGGCACUGAAAAAGAUCUCUUCAGGUGGCAAUUCCACACUUUCAUUCUCAUCAUGCCUCCUGAGCAACAUAAGUCAGUGCGAAAUAUCUGAGACCUCUGAGAAUUUUGUGGUGACUGUGUAUAAUCCUUUAAGCCAAGUAUCAUCCUACUAUGUCAGGCUUCCUGUGCAAAAUGGAACAUAUUCUGUGGAAGAUGCUGAUGGUAAUCAGCAGUUAAUACAGUUGGUACCAGUCCCAGACUCUGUUUAUGAUAUUCCUGGAAGAGAAAGUAAUGCAACAUAUGAAAUUGUCUUUCAAGCUGAAGACAUUCCAGCAUUAGGCUACAGGUCAUAUUAUGUGUCCAGUACUAGUCAAUCACGGCAACAAUUAAGUAUUCUAGCAGAAAACAGUACUUCAAUUGGAAAUGAUCACUUGCAGGUACAUUUGAACGAUACUCAAGGGACUGUAAAGUCCAUAGUAAUCAAUGGAACAGAGAUUGCACUCAACCAAAGCUUCUACUUUUAUAAAGGAUGGAUAGGAAACAAUGCAGAAUCAUACAACAGGUCAUCUGGUGCUUAUUUAUUCCGACCAAAUGGAUCUGAUGCUCUAACAGUGUCCGAAACUGCAACGGUAAAAAUAUACAAAGGUGAUCUUGUAGAAGAAAUACAUCAAACCUUCAAUGACUGGGUUAGUCAAGUUAUCAGGGUUCACAAGGAUGAAAAGCACAUCGAAUUUGAGUGGCUGGUUGGGCCUAUUCCUACAGAGGAUGGAAUAGGAAAAGAAAUAAUUUCACGUUUUAAUACAGAUCUGUUUAAUGAUGAAACAUUUUACACGGAUUCAAAUGGCCGGGAAAUGCUACAAAGGCGAGUCAAUUAUCGACCUACAUGGAAUUAUUCUGUAGAGGAGCCUGUCUCAGGGAAUUACUAUCCCAUCACAUCCAAGAUAGUAAUAAGAGAUGAUAGUAAAGGCUUAGAAAUGGCUAUUCUGAAUGACAGAGCACAAGGCGGUUCCAGCCUCCAAAAUGGUGAAAUUGAAAUAAUGGUCCAUCGUAGGCUGCUUAGUGAUGAUGGAAUGGGAGUUGGCGAAGCAUUAGUUGAACCGGCAUUUGGCAAGGGUAUAGUUGCGAGGGGUAAACACUGGCUACUGGCUGGCAGCAUAACAGGUAAUGGUGGACAGAGCCUGGCAGCUCAAGAACGUAAAUUGGCGCAGAAGAAGCUCUUAUCUCCAUGGGUUCUUCUCGGUGAUGCUAGCAACACUUUAUUCGCAGACUGGGCUAAUUCACAUGUAUCUCAGUUCUCAGGCCUGAGCCAAGAACUUCCAGAAAAUAUUCAGAUCCUAACCUUGGAACCAUGGAAAGAAGGCUCAUUACUACUACGCUUAGAGCAUAUUCUGGAGAAAGGUGAAGAUACAGAGUUGUCUCAGCCUGCUACUGUGAACUUGGAGGCACUAUUUACUCCAUUCGAUGUCUCGUCUAUUAGAGAGACAACACUGGGUGCAAAUCAGUGGCUGGAAGACAACACAAGGCUGAUAUGGACUGAUGAGACAGGUACUGCUUCAUCAACCAGGCAGCCAACAGAUGACAUUCCUAAUGUCGUACUGGAACCCAUGCAGAUACGCACAUUUAUAAUUGAAAUUAAUCGCCAAAGUGCACGCAACUCUCAGUUCUGAUAAAAUCUAUCUUCAUUAUUAACAUAUGUAGAUUGUGGUUUAUUACAUUAAUUAAUACAUAAUUUGGUGUGUUAUUCUCUCACCGUUAAGUGCACGGAUGUCACACCUGUUUCCACAUCACACAAUAAAAUUCAUUCAAUGUGGUGGCUAUGGAAUAAAAGUGUAAUUCCUCUCCUGCACAGUCUUGUUACAUUAAUGAAAAUAAAAGCUAGUUUGAUGAGUUGUGGACAACAAAAGAACAUUUUAAAAGAUAGGGAAUGAAUUGCAGAUGUGAGAGAGAACCUGUCAUGACAAGACUAGUAAAAAUUUGACAAAUGGAACUGUGAAUUAAGGGAAUACAUUGAAUUUCUGAAAAUCAAGCAUAGUUGAUUUGCAUAAAAUGAUAUUUAAAGAAGUUGCCAAAAUGUAUGUAAAGAAAUUGUAAAUGCUGAAUGAAAGAUUUCUCAAGAGAUACAAUAAAAUUAUAUUCCAAAUGAA